CCGCGCAUGCGUCACUAGGGACGCGAGUUUGCCGACCCUGCGGGCGCUUGUGAAUUUUGCUUUCCCGCCUCCCUCUUUCCUCCAAGGCCAGGGUUUACCCCUGUCCUGCCACUCCACUGCCACCAUGUUUGUUCCCUGCGGCGAGUCGGUCUGCGACCUCGCGGGCUUCACCCUCCUGAUGCCGGCAGUAUCCGUUGGAAAUGUUGGCCAGCUUGCAAUAGAUCUGGUUAUUUCUACAUUGAAUAUGUGUAAAAUUGGUUACUUCUAUACCGAUUGUCUUGUGCCGAUGGUUGGAAAUAAUCCAUAUGCAACAUCAGAAAAGAAUUCAACAGAACUCAGUAUAAAUGCUGAAGUAUAUUCAUUGCCUUCAAAGAAGCUGGUGGUUCUUCAGUUAAGGUCCAUUUUUAUUAAGUAUAAAUCAAAGCCAUUCUGUGAAAAACUGCUUUCAUGGGUGAAAAGUAGUAACCUUGCCAAAGUUAUUGUUCUUUCAAGCAGUCAUUCAUAUCACCGUAAUGAUCUACAGCUUCGCAGUACUCCCUUUAGGUAUCUACUUACACCUUCCCUGCAAAAAAGUGUUCAAAAUAAAAUAAAAAGCCUUAACUGGGCAGAAAUGGAAAAAAGCCCAUGCAUUCCUGAAAUAAGUGAUUCUGAGUAUUGCAUCCGUAUACCUGGAGGAGGUAUCACAAAAACACUCUAUGAUGAAAGCUGUUCUAAAGAAAUCCCAAUGGCUGUUCUGCUAAAAUUUGUUUCAGAAGGAGAUAAUAUUCCAGAUGCAUUAGGUCUUGUUGAAUAUCUUAAUGAAUGGCUUCAGAUAAUCAAACCACAUAGUGACGACCCCACAGCAUCUGCCUUGCCAUGGAAAAUACCGAGUUCUUGGAGAUUGCUCUUUGGCAGUGGUCUUCCGCCUGCGCUUUUCUGAUCUGUUUUAAUUUUUAUACCUUAUGUCCCAAGACACUUAUUACCAACAUAACUGUUAACUGUAUAAAAGUUGUAUUAUCUGAUGUAUUAGAAAAUAAAUCUUAACUCUUUACAGAAAAAAAUGGAUUAGCAAAAGAUUGGUUUUGCUAUGCUUUUCAUCAUAUAAAACAAAUGUAUAUUUUAUACAAUAAAAUAUUUCCUAAGUAAUUUCA
Messenger RNA from Pipistrellus kuhlii (Kuhl's pipistrelle), 1130 nucleotides. RefSeq names its product proteasome assembly chaperone 2 (gene PSMG2). The coding region runs from base 125 to 919 and encodes 264 amino acids. Lineage: Eukaryota; Metazoa; Chordata; Mammalia; Chiroptera; Vespertilionidae. The record is from RefSeq and is a predicted model, not a curated record. The transcript has 7 exons. Gene Ontology annotation, biological process: proteasome assembly. Gene Ontology annotation, cellular component: cytosol; nucleus.